This is a messenger RNA of Rattus rattus (black rat), 2710 nucleotides long. It is a transcript of the gene Slc8b1, whose product is annotated as solute carrier family 8 member B1. The record is from RefSeq and is a predicted model, not a curated record. Bases 155 to 1912 code for a protein of 585 amino acids. Gene Ontology annotation, biological process: calcium export from the mitochondrion; intracellular calcium ion homeostasis. Gene Ontology annotation, molecular function: calcium:sodium antiporter activity. The transcript has 16 exons. Gene Ontology annotation, cellular component: membrane. Lineage: Eukaryota; Metazoa; Chordata; Mammalia; Rodentia; Muridae.
GCCGGGACUCUAAGGGCGGAAGGUUGUGGCGCUGGCUGUCCUAGCUAAAGGAAGACUCCAGGCUCUCGUACCCAGGCCCCACCCGAGGCACUGGAGUGGCCAACCCGUGGAAACUCAAGUGAGCAGAGGGCGCUGGUCAGGCCCCAAGGGGCCCAUGGCAGGCAGAUGGCUGGAUCCGCUCUGGGUGCCUGGCUUCCUCUGUGUGGCUCUGAUACUGGAGACGGCAUCUGGGGCUGGAGAUCUAUCCACAAAAGCCCAUGGACACAUCCAGUUUUCAGCCAGAGGUGUCAACCAGACUGCCAGGGCAGACUGCCGAGCCGUGUGUGGCCUGAACACAUCUGACCGCUGUGACUUUGUCAAGAGGAAUCCCGACUGCCACAGUGAGGGGGGCUACCUGGACUACCUCAAGGGCAUCUUCUGCUACUUCCCCCCCAACCUCCUCCCUCUGGCCAUCACCCUCUAUGUUUUCUGGCUCCUUUACCUCUUUCUGAUCCUCGGAGUCACCGCAGCCAAGUUCUUUUGCCCUAACUUGUCAGCCAUCUCCACCAGCCUCAAGCUCUCCCACAACGUGGCAGGUGUCACCUUCCUCGCCUUUGGAAAUGGCGCUCCAGACAUUUUCAGUGCUCUUGUGGCUUUCUCAGACCCUCGUACUGCUGGCCUGGCCAUUGGGGCUCUGUUUGGUGCAGGGGUGCUGGUCACUACUGUGGUGGCUGGUGGCAUCACCAUCCUGCGUCCCUUCAUGGCUGCCUCCAGGCCCUUCCUCAGGGACAUCACUUUCUAUAUGGUGGCCGUGUUCCUCACCUUCACCGCACUCUAUCUCGGCAGGAUCACACUGGUGUGGGCACUGGGUUACCUGGGCCUCUACGUCUUCUAUGUGGUCACGGUCAUCAUCUGCACUUGGGUCUACCAAAGGCAGCGGAGCAGGUCUUUGAUUCACUCCAUAUCAGAGACACCAGAGCUACUGACUGAUUCAGAAGAGGACCAGAUGUCUUCCAACACCAACAGCUAUGACUAUGGAGAGGAGUACCGGCCUCUGCUACUGGGUCAGGAGACCACUGGGCAGAUCCUGCUCCAAGCCCUGAAUCCCUUGGACUACAGGAAGUGGAGAACGCAGUCGAUAUCCUGCAAGCUCCUGAAAGUGGCCAAGUUGCCUGUGGAGUUCUUGUUGCUGCUCACGGUACCCGUUGUGGACCCCGACAAGGAUGAUCGGAACUGGAAACGGCCACUCAACUGUCUGCAGCUGGUCAUCAGCCCCCUGGUCCUGGUCCUGACCCUGCAGUCGGGGGUCUAUGGCAUCUAUGAGAUCAGUGGCCUCCUUCCUGUGUGGGCUGUAGUGGUGAUCGUGGGCACAGCCCUGGCUUCAGUGACCUUCUUUGCCACAUCUAACAGCGAACCCCCUAGACUGCACUGGCUCUUUGCUUUCCUGGGUUUCCUGACCAGUGCCCUGUGGAUCAAUGCAGCUGCCACAGAGGUGGUGAACAUCUUGCGGUCCCUGGGCGUGGUCUUCCGUCUGAGCAACACCGUCCUAGGGCUGACCCUCCUGGCCUGGGGGAACAGCAUUGGAGAUGCGUUCUCAGAUUUCACGCUGGCCCGCCAGGGAUACCCUCGGAUGGCCUUCUCUGCCUGUUUUGGCGGCAUCAUCUUCAAUAUCCUGGUUGGUGUGGGACUGGGCUGCUUGCUGCAGAUUGUCCGAAGCCAUGCUUCCGAGGUGAAGCUGGAGCCAGACGGACUGCUGGUGUGGGUGCUGGCCAGUGCGCUGGGCCUCAGCCUGGUCUUCUCCCUGGUCUCGGUUCCGCUCCAGUGUUUCCAGCUCAGCAAGGCCUACGGCCUCUGCCUCCUCCUCUUCUAUAUCUGUUUCAUUGUCGUGGUCCUCCUCACGGAGUUCGGGGUGAUUCACUUGAAGGCUGACUGAAGCUGCUUGGCCUGGAGGUUUAGGGGUGAUUCUGCUAGCCUCCUGAGGAGAGAACAGGAGUGGGGUGGGGGAACCCCCUGUAGUUCCCAUGUAGCUCCUGAGAAGGUAGUCUCAUUGCCGGAGCUCUGCACGGAUGGGAAGGUCCUGGCUGCCGGCACCCAACAGCCUUAGCGCGGGGAUCUGGAGGCUGGUUUUGCUGGGGACAAUCCCAGGUGGGAAUGACAGAUCUGAAUGACAGAGGAGGCUCUGGGGAGGGCAGCCCGUCAGCCCCCAUCCCUGCUGGGCUCUGGGCAGCCCUGUGGCUUCCUGGUAAGCUCUUCCACUCUGUGUGGUGUCAGCUGAGUCCCACGCCAGCAGUGUUGGCUGAACAGACUCCGCCCGUGGAGGCCAGACUGGGUCUCUCAGCCUCUGUGUCAGGUCAGCCAGAGGAAACAGGUCAAGGUGACAGCAGCAGCAGGCAGUAAGUACUGAGUGGGGUGGCUUAGAAGCACCCAGGCUCUGCCCUUCCCAGUUGGUAGCUGCUGCAUUGGACUGUGGGACUAAAUGCUUCUAGAACAUUGUGUUCCGUGUUCCGAACUCUGGCUCCCCCAUCUACAAGACAGGAGCCAGCUUGGGCCCUGUGUCUACCUCAAGGGGAGCUGGGGAGUGGGAUGACCCUCCCAGGGGUGUCUUGCAAGGGGUGUGACCAGCCUUUUAAAAAUGCCACUCAUUCCCUGACCGCCUUCAGUUGUAACUAAGAGACUUGACUUCUUGUUGUUGUUGUUGUUCAAAAAUAAAAGACUCGUUAAUUCAAGUGUA